Messenger RNA from Cylindrotheca closterium, 1560 nucleotides. The record is from the annotation of a GenBank genome assembly. Lineage: Eukaryota; Bacillariophyta; Bacillariophyceae; Bacillariales; Bacillariaceae.
AUGUCGUCCUUUGAACAAAGCAACAAUGACUUCUUCAACAGUCCUUUGGUUUCUCCACCGAAGCAAUCGACUCGACUGACUCAGCCAAGAGCUGCAAACAAGCCAAUUGCUAGUGCAACAACAACAAAGACAACGAAUGCCGCAAGACUGGCCAAGAGAACUGCCACUACGGCUCGAAGAGCUCCUCCACCGCCACCAAACAAGGCAGUUGUCUCUGGCAGCAGUACUUCUAGUAGUGUCCCUAGCGCAGCAGCAGCAACAACAGCAGCAACAACAGCAGCAACAACAGCAGCAGCAUCGUCCGCUUCCACCAACAAUAAGGCAAUGAAUACGAAAAAGCCAGCUCGAAGACGACCCAAUCGACUUCCUGCACCUUCGGCUCAAACCUUGCAGCCCUCUGGUGGUAUGAAUGCUUCUGCUACUGGGACUGCCAAUAAUAAUACGGGAAUGGGAGGAAGUGGUUUCUAUAACUAUUCUUCUUCGUCUGCUACAACUACUACUAGGACGCCGUCACCAGGGUUGGUAGCUUCUACUACGGGUAGAAGUAGUACACCUGAAGCAGGAGACAAUCAAUGGGAUUCUUGGGCGUCGCCUGCCCCUGCUGUUAGUACUACUAAUAUGAAUCAGCAGCAGCAACAACAACAACAACAUCAACACCAGCCUCAAGUCAAUCAAUGGCAAGCGACUCAACCACAAGCUGCUACUGCUGGCAUUAGUAAUUCCAAUGAUUGGUAUUCGGGUGGUGCUACCAUGGAUCCAAUAAAUCCGAUUGCGGCUGCUCCGGCCUUUAAUCAAUGGCAGCAGCAACCACAAACCAUGCAAGGUACUAUGGACAAUGCCGGUAGUAUUGCAGCUCCAAUGCAAGCAGCAGCAGCAGCAGCAGUCCCUCAAGCCAGCAUGUUUCAACCCACUGCCUUUUUCAACAAUACUAAUUCUACUGCUGCCGCAAGUACUAACAACAACGACAAUACCAUGAUUACCGAUGCCGAAGAUGAUUUUGAAAAUGAAGCUCCCUUGCUCGAAGAAUUGGGAAUUCAUUUUGAUCACAUUCUGCUCAAGACCAAGACGGUCUGUUGGCCGUUCAAACGGACGGCUAGUCUACAACAUUCUACCACCAACGAAAUGGUCGAUGCCGUGGUCCAAGAUGCCGAUUUGAUUGGACCCAUUUGUUACUGUUUGGCGCUGGGUGGUGAAAUGGUCCUUACUGGCAAAUUGCAAUUUGGAUACAUUUAUGGAUUUGGCUUGUUUGGCUGUGUGGCCAUGACCCUCAUUGUCAAUUUGACAGCCCCCAAGGAUGCAGUUUCCUUUUGGGUCGUUUCUUCCGUAUUGGGAUACGCAUUGAUUCCCGUCAAUAUUUUGGCAUUGGUCAAGAUUGUCAUUAUCAAUUUGGCAUCCCUGCAAAAAUUGGGACAAUUCUUGGGAUUGAUUACGGUCUUGUGGUCCACAACCGCUUCGACGCGACUCUUGGAGAUUGGAUGUGGUCUAAGGGAACAACGAUACCUCAUUGCCUAUCCGAUUGCACUCUUGUAUUCGGCAUUUGUCCUCAUUACAAUAUUCUAG